Messenger RNA from Sphenostylis stenocarpa, 1212 nucleotides. NCBI's taxonomy places the organism in Eukaryota, Viridiplantae, Streptophyta, Magnoliopsida, Fabales, Fabaceae. The record is from the annotation of a GenBank genome assembly.
AUGGAUGUUGUUGUUGAGCCUGGCAUUGGAUGGAUGGAGCUUAAUGAGUAUUUGGAACCUUAUGGACUAUUUUUUCCACUUGAUCCAGGUCCUGGUGCCAGCAUUGGAGGCAUGUGUGCUACACGUUGCUCUGGUUCGUUAGCUGUGAGGUAUGGAACUAUGCGUGACAAUGUCAUCAGUCUCAAGGUGGUCCUUGCCAAUGGAGACGUUGUGAAGACUGCAUCACGUGCCAGGAAGAGUGCUGCAGGGUAUGAUUUGACCCGCUUGAUGAUUGGAAGUGAAGGAACACUUGGUGUUAUAACAGAAGUAACCCUACGGCUUCAGAAAAUUCCUCAGUAUUCAGUGGUUGCAAUGUGCAAUUUCCGUUCUGUGAAGGAUGCGGCAGAUGUUGCUAUUGCCACCAUGAUGUCUGGUAUACAGGUGUCAAGGGUAGAGCUAUUGGAUGAAGUCCAAGUGAAAGCUAUCAAUAUUGCUAAUGGGAAAAAUUUGCCUGAAUAUCCAACCUUAAUGUUUGAAUUUAUAGGAACAGAGGCAUAUGCACGAGAGCAAACACAAAUUGUUCGGAAACUUGUUUCUGAGCACAAUGGCUCAGAUUUUGUAUUUGCAGAAGAACCUGAAGCAAAAAACGAACUUUGGAAGGCAAGGAAAGAGGCACUCUGGGCUUGCUUUGCAAUGGAACCUAAUCUGGAGGCAAUGAUUUCAGAUGUAUGUGUUCCUUUAUCUCACCUUGCUGAUUUAAUUUCAAGGUCUAAAAAGGAGCUGGAUGCAUCACCACUAGUUUGCACAGUAAUUGCACAUGCUGGAGAUGGUAAUUUUCACACAGUUAUUCUAUUUGAUCCUAACCAAGAAGAAGAGCGGCGGGAGGCGGAGAGACUCAACCAUUUUAUGGUUCAUGCUGCUUUGUCAUUAGAAGGAACUUGUACUGGUGAGCACGGUGUUGGCACUGGAAAAAUGAAGUAUCUUGAAGAAGAACUCGGAGUGGAAGCAUUGAGGACAAUGAAAAAAAUAAAAGCAGUCCUAGAUCCUAAUAAUAUCAUGAAUCCAGGAAAGCUCAUUCCUCCCCAUAGUUACACUGUUCGAGUUUACAGGUGGGAAAUUUUGGAUUUGUAUCACUAUGCACAACUGAUGUGUAAUUACGCAAAAUGUCAAAGAAACAAAGUGAAUGCACGUGUCUUCUCCGCUGAAGGAGUCUUACCACAUGAGAUUGAAUAA